Molecule: messenger RNA, 1137 nt
Organism: Hyaloscypha bicolor E
Lineage: Eukaryota; Fungi; Ascomycota; Leotiomycetes; Helotiales; Hyaloscyphaceae
Exons: 3
Coding region: 433-921 (162 amino acids)
Source: RefSeq, a predicted model, not a curated record
GCUUCGUCUCCGGACUCUUGCUGACAUGUCCCAACAUUUACAAGAGAAUUAGGCUCACUGCGUUCCGGGCUGACCGGCCACUCCGUCACGUCGUCAUAUGGCCCCCUGCAAUUAGAUAUUUUGAGAUUUUGUUGAAGUCGUGAAGGAGCAGAAACUGUACCACCUUCCUCAACUAGCUGUUUGCUUUUCCUUUGCCAGGAACAUAAAGUAGCCGGAGUAAGUGAACUGCAAAUUCAAGUGAAUGCUGCAGGGUAGAGUCAUACGGGGAGGGUAAAUACUGCAUUUGAAAGAGACUCAUAGUGUAUGUAAGGAGGACUUGCCCAAACUUUGAAGCUUCACGCUCCACUUCUGACCGACGAUACCCUCAAGCACGACUCCAUCAACACCUCAGAGCAACAUCUUCAAGACUCAUUCAGCAACAAAUUAUUCACUAUGCUCUCAAUCAAUCUUUUCACCCUGCUGCUUGUCGCCUUCCAAACACACCUGUCUCUCGCCGUUCCAGUCGAAGGUCCAGUUGAAGCUCUCAAACCACGCACUUCUCUCCACACCUGUGCUGUCUUUGCUCAACGCUGGUUCGACAACUCCUUCGACCUUCAAGCCUUCGGCUAUAACUGGACAGCAGAUGGUGUAUUCCAAGGCAUUGCCAAAGCAGAUAUUGAGACUACUGGCUUGCCCGCAGGCACCGUCUUCACUACUCCGAAUAAAAUUGGCUCUUACCAGUUCACUGCCAUUAAUACGGCCAAUCCUGCUGUUGUCAAUGGCCAGGUCAAUUGGAAUGACCCUGGCAAGUUGAGCUUCAUUUGGGGAACGACGGAGUUUGAUACGUUUAGCCCGGGCAAUACUUGUGUCACUAUUGCUGUGGGCUUCUCGCCGUACGGCUACGCAACAAACUACACUUGUCCGUUCCAAUGCGACUCUUGAGCUUGUGUUUCGCAAAUUGAAGUAGCUUUGCGGGCAGACAGUCUGAAGAACUUUUCACUACUGGGCCAGAAUGGAUUUUUGGGUUAGGAACGGUCUUCUGAUAGCUCUGGUUUUGAGAGUCGCUGACUGAAUGGACUCAGAAAGGGCCAAGGCUGGAGUCUGGCUUUGGUAGCUUUUAUAUCUCAAGAUCUCCUGGCAAUACAAAGACUUCUUCAC